AUGGAUUUGGUGGAUCCCAACGUCGAAAUCCUACCCGGCAUCACACAAGGAGGUGCAAUGAACGCCCUUCAGUUGGCAGCCAAACUGCACGAGCUAAUCUUGGUCGCCUCGCUGGGAAACAUCAUUAUGCAUGUAGCCCAGGCACAUAUCGUUGGCAAUCAUGGGCUCCCCCUCGGAAUGCUGGCGAAUAGUUUUGCGGUGGGCUCUGGUGACUACAUCAGGACCAAAGCAUAUUGGUCUUCGAUCAUGACAGGCAAGGCUCACUACUGGAGGUUCUGGCUCCUCUCGCUCCUGGCGACCAUCCUUGCGACGCUUGCAGGACCAUCUUCUGCCAUCGCAGUCAUUCCAUCCCUUAACUGGUUCCAUAUCGACAGGCCUUUCGUCAAUGAUGUUCUCCCUUUCUAUAUCUACAACCAAAGCACAGUGCUAUGGCCCGAUGAACUUACCAAAGGGAGUGUUAAUGCUCCGGAUUCGGGCGUUGACUGCGUGAACGCUACAUUGUCCACCUCGGUCCAGGAUUCAUGUCCCGCAGGCGGCUUCCGCGACACUUAUCAAUGGGCGGGCAAUCUACUGUUCACCAAUUCUACUGCUGGCACGAAUAUCAGCUUUCCCGACGCCCGUGGAGAUAGCCGAAGAGUUCUUUCGACCCAGAGCUGUGCAAGUGACUUUGAUGGGAGAGCCUCAGGCAUGUCAUUAAACACAUUCAUCACGGGGGCGCUGACUGCCUACUGGACUUUUGCUCGCAACAACUGGCAAGGCCUAGCUCUCUCAACUACUCGACCGAGGCUGAGUCUAGCUGGCCCAAUAUAUGCUCCAAGGGUCGAGGUCAUGUGUAACGGAAACGACUACUACAACACCUCGGAGGUCGAAGAUCGUUCUCAUGUCAACUUUCCCAGUUUCACGCCCAAGAAGCAACUUCCCAAUAAAGACUACAUCCUGCCAUACCACAGCACGAUGAACGACACGACAUUUGACUGGGUGCACAUGCCUGAGGGAGCUGAGAACCCAUCAAUCGGUGCUGCGGUUAGAGUACCCUGGGAAUACACGACUACGGACGAUCCAACGGACCUGCGCCAGGCAACAGAGAUCCACGCCUGUAGUAUCUACGCGCAGUGGGUUCCUGUGGAUGUUUUCUACGAGCCGAGGAGCAGCGAUCAGGUUGCAUUCACCACCAGAGGGAAGCUGCCAAACACCUGUCUCACUCUCCCUCACAAGGCUGCCGUAGCCCAACCGGUCAGGAACAUCACGAUCAGCCAAGAUUACGCAGACGCGAUCAACCAGGAUAUUGCCUUCACUGACGGGCCCGUACCUGCCAUCGUCGCCAUGCUUCAGCAAGCAGUGUUCGAGGACCCCCGAGUCACUGACCAAGUCAUGAACGCUUUCAAGUCACCGUUUGUCGGCAGCGCGCAAACAGGUGUAUCUGCCAACCGUACAAUCGAUGACGUCCGAAGGAGUCGUGCCACGAUGAUAUCCACCUUACUUGCCGGCGCAAUCACCGAUGGUCUGGCACGAAUCGCUGGCAACGGUCUUUUCCCUUACUCACCGUCCAUGUUUCUGCUGAAUCGGACAGACGGCGACAAGCUCGUUGGCCGCUUCCUGGUGACGACCGCUCAGGGCGGGGAAGACGAAACUCUGAAUACCACAGCCGCAGACCUCGGGAACCUGCUCCGCAUCGAUCCCGUCUUCGAUCGCUAUGGGUAUGGCUAUAGCUGGGAAGGGUCGAAGACUGUACAAUUCGGGAUCAUCCUGCUGCUGAUUCACGUGGUCGUUGCAGCUUUGCAUUCCACCGUCAUCUUUCAUAAGGUUGUCAUCCAGAAGGAGGGACUGGUCAGUUCAUGGUCUACGGUCGCAGAGCUGAUUGCGUUGGCGUUGAACUCGCAUCCAUCGCCGAAAUUGCAGGACACUUGUGCAGGUGUGGAGGCGGCGAAAACAUGGAGACAGACUGUCACUGUACGUGAAACCUAUCCCGGCCAUUUGGAAAUGGUUGUCGGCUCGGACGAGAAAACACGGUAUCCUCCGCCACAGGCGGGCACUUUGUACGGGCAUCUCGACGAAGGGGUCGACGAGUUCUUCGACGCAAAAGAGUCCUGA
Messenger RNA from Cladophialophora yegresii CBS 114405, 2091 nucleotides. RefSeq lists its product as uncharacterized. The record is from RefSeq and is a predicted model, not a curated record. Lineage: Eukaryota; Fungi; Ascomycota; Eurotiomycetes; Chaetothyriales; Herpotrichiellaceae. The transcript has a single exon. The coding region runs from base 1 to 2091 and encodes 696 amino acids.